GCAUUAGAUGAGUUUUUUUCCUUCUUUCCUUAAAGAUAAAACAAGUUUUCGCUUUCAUGUUUGUCUCCUUUUGUUUGUUUGGUUUUGUUUUGCGAAUAGAAGGUGGGUUUUAGAACUACUGUCAGAUCGUUUUAAAUGAAUAAAAAAGAAGAUGAGUUUUGUCCACGAUAGAUAAUGCUCGGACGAAUAUAUCAAGCGAGCGAGAGUGGGAUUGCAUAUGUUUAACGUUGGUUCGUUGGCGAACGCAGUUAACCCGAUCGGCAAGAUAAGUCGUUUAAAUAAGACCAUCCGACACGGCACCGAUCAGCAACAGUUCUCUGCCAGAAGUUGAGUAACGCGGUUAAAAUCGAAACGCGCAGACGGAAGUCCAACCGUACCGGGGCGCAGUGUCGAUUGAGCACGACGGGCAGAAGGAUAUCUGCAGCGAAAUUCAGAAAAGCAUACUACGAACUAUCGCGAAACAAGUUCCUAUUCGAGUAUCAGCUCAAGUGACGUGUCGCACCAAGUCGAUUUUAGAGUGGAAUAUACGAAUAAAAAGUAGAACAAGCUGUGAUCAAUAGUGAUGUUUGUGGCGUUAAGUGUACAUUGAUCUACAUGGUGUAAUACAACAUUUGAGUUUUUGUUUUGUGAUAAUUUAUCAAAAUGAUAAAAUAUUUAGUGUUGAUGUCAACAGUGGUUGUGCUAGUGAAAGCACUUCACUACGGUGACCAGGGUAUCGACGUGAAGAUCGCCGUGGAGAAGAACUCCAACUCGUACUUGAGCGGACGACUACCACAAGGAUCGUUCGUGUAUGGACUCAACGUGGAGAAGAAACAGGAUAAUCAUUUCCAGCACAAAGUCAAGGAUGCGGAUGAUGUGACGUACGGUUGCUAUGGGUUCGUCGAUCCGGACGGUAAGCCUCAUCUCGUACACUAUGUAUCGGAUCUUAAAGGAUAUCGUGUCGUGCCUCCGAAUACCACCACCAAGAUCUACAUCUCGCGUCUCGAGGGUAGCAUCAACAAUCUCUAUAAAGCAUCGCAAGAAAAGAACGUCGAGUGGAAGGAUCUGUUCUUUCCACCAGCCUGUAAACAAGCGUUGACGGAUAAUGAUGUACUGAUAUCCUUACAACCUACCCCACCGACACCGCCAACACCGUCACCGCCAACUCGGAAUCCGCCAAAUCGGCCAUCACCUCCCCCACCAAUAGAACCGCCAACACCUUCCCCACCGGAAACACCUUCCCCACCACCAACACCUUCCCCACCGCCAACACCUUCCCCACCGAAAACACCUUCCCCACCGCCAACACCUUCCCCACCGAAAACACCUUCCCCACCGAAAACACCUUCCCCACCACCAACACCUUCCCCACCGGAAACACCUUCCCCACCGAAAACACCUUCCCCACCGAAAACACCUUUCAAACCACCAACACCGUCACCGCCAAUUCGGAAACCGCCAAAUUGGCCAACACCUUCUCCACCGGUAACACCGUCACCGCCAUCUCCGUUACCGCCAAAUCCGCCAACACCACCAACACCGCCACCACCAAACACUAAAGAGCCCAGGGUUCCCGAGUCUUCUAUUAAGUGUAAAACGGUUGUACCACCUCCAUCCAAUGCGACCUGCUCAAAAGUGUGCGAUGAGCUGAAGGACGAACUGAAGGCCAUUAAGGAUCAGUUGAAGACAUUGCUCGAUACACUGGCGCAGAAGCCGAAGAAUGGGUCAGGUGGUAAUGGAACCAAGUUUGCCUAUUUCCCGGUGAUGCUAAGCGAUGGACUACCGGACGGUGUGGAUGCAAGUUCGUCCAAGUUUGUGUUCCCGACAGUUCCGCAACAGUGCGGCAAGUAAGUCAGUAAGAUGACGAAAGGCAUAAAGCCUAUGUGAAAUCGAAUAAAAUGCUCAUGUGGUUUAACGAUUAGCUGCACCCGGCGUGCUUUGUAAAAUUUUCGACAAUAAAAAGGACAUACAUUUUAGAGCAUUUGUC
This is a messenger RNA of Anopheles funestus (African malaria mosquito), 1966 nucleotides long. RefSeq names its product nascent polypeptide-associated complex subunit alpha, muscle-specific form-like. The record is from RefSeq and is a predicted model, not a curated record. Bases 643 to 1830 code for a protein of 395 amino acids. The transcript has 3 exons. Lineage: Eukaryota; Metazoa; Arthropoda; Insecta; Diptera; Culicidae.